Molecule: messenger RNA, 333 nt
Organism: Gryllus bimaculatus (two-spotted cricket)
Lineage: Eukaryota; Metazoa; Arthropoda; Insecta; Orthoptera; Gryllidae
Source: the annotation of a GenBank genome assembly
AUGUGGCGAGUAGAGAAUGAGAGAGAGAGAAUGAGAGAGAGAAUGAGAGAGAAUGAAUCGCGCUCCAGCUGUUUCACGGAGGAUGAGGAGGACGAGGAGGGCCGCCCGAAAGUCGUGGUGUGUGACUCGAUUCCCUCUGAUAAAAGCAGCGCAUGGCCUCCGCUGCUCAGUCGACUGCGACGAGAGGAACCGAGCGCUCGGACCUCUCCCGGCUUGCAGCCUUCCCGCCUUCACCACCAGCAAGAUCAAGGGAAUGUUCCCGCUCAUUUCGAAGUGCGGGGAGCAGAUGGUUCGCCACCUACGGCAGAAAUACGCGGACAGCAAAGAGGGUAA